Messenger RNA from Trifolium pratense (red clover), 1865 nucleotides. RefSeq names its product metacaspase-3-like. Bases 436 to 1620 code for a protein of 394 amino acids. The record is from RefSeq and is a predicted model, not a curated record. The transcript has 5 exons. Gene Ontology annotation, biological process: proteolysis. NCBI's taxonomy places the organism in Eukaryota, Viridiplantae, Streptophyta, Magnoliopsida, Fabales, Fabaceae. Gene Ontology annotation, molecular function: cysteine-type endopeptidase activity.
CUCACCUAAUAACAAAGUAUUCUUCAUUUCUUCUUAUUCAAUUAUUAUAGUAAAUUAAUAAAUCCCUUCUAGAACCAAAAAGAAAAUCGCUUCUCAUGUGAAUUCAGCUUUUGUGUUUCCAGCCCAGCACCAGAAUACAGAAUUGCCACUGUGGUGCCUCACCACAAAAAAAGGUUACCAUUAUGCAUCCUCCAAUUGUGAGGGAUUGGAUUCCACAUUUGACAUUUUUUGUUUUAAUACAAAUAUUAGUUUAUGUAACGGUCCACAAUUUUCAACUUAUGAAAUGAAAUGCAUCAACAAAGGUGAAAGUUGGCAAUCCAUCAAACUAAAAUGAAUUGCCAUCAAAUUAGUAUAUGUUUGUUUUCACAUUUGAGUUGAAAACUUGUCUAUAUAUAUUCUUUUUGCUUUGCUAUAGUUGCAUAUAUACUUAUAAUAAUGGGUGAUAGAUUAAAAGCCAGAAAAAGCAAAAGCAGUUAUUUCCCAUUUACCAGAAAUAGUACUGAUGGUGCUUGCUUUGAUCAUCAUAAGUUUCUUAGUUCAAAACAUACUAUGGAAAAAGAACUUGCCUGCAUUCGUUGCAAACGAAAGUUUGUAGUACCAACAAAAAUAGGUACAUAUCGUUGCUGUGAGUGCCAAGGUGUUAGCAAAUCGAUUUCAGGUUAUAAGCAAUUAAGAGAAAAUAGUUUAGGAGCCAAAUUUUUCAACCAAGAUCAACUACACAAUGCUAGCACAAAUGCAACAAGUUUUUCCUCACCCUUGUUGUCCACAACUCCAACUGGUAACAAGCGCGCGGUUCUUUGUGGAGUUAGUUACAGCAGAAGACGAUACAGGCUCAAGGGAACCGUUAAUGAUGUUGUAAACAUGAACUCUCUACUGGUUGAGAAUUUUGCAUUCCCAAUUCAAUCCAUACGUGUCCUCACAGAAGAACAGAAGGAUCCAAAUUUGAUUCCAACAAGGAGGAAUAUAGUGGAAUCUUUAAAGUGGCUGGUGAAGGAUUGCCAAUCAGGAGACUCGUUGGUAUUCUACUUCUCCGGACAUGGUAUGCAACAACUGGCAGAUGACAAAGAAGAUGAAAUUGAUGGACUUGAUGAAACUAUUUGCCCUGUUGAUUUUAUUAGAGAAGGAAUGAUCACUGACAAUGAAAUCAAUUCUACCAUUGUUGAGCCACUCAAGAAUGGUGUUAAACUUCAUGCUAUUAUUGAUGCUUGUCAUAGUGGAACAACUCUUGAUCUCAUGCAUGUUUAUAAAAAGGACAAUGGCAAUUGGAAAUGGAUGAAUAAUAAUCCCCCCGGCACAGAACCUGUUACUAAACGUACAAAUGGUGGAACAGCCAUUUGCUUCAGUGCUUGUGAAGAUAGUCAGUUGGCUGCUGAUACAGCAGCUUUUGGAGGAAAAGAGAUGAACGGUGUUAUGACCUAUCUUUUAGCAAAAAUAAUCAGAGAACAUUCUGGGAUUACAUAUGCCAGUUUGCUAGAAAAAUUGCACGAGGAUAUUGCCAAGAUUCAACGAAGCAAACACUUCAGCGGGUUCUUGAGACGUAUUUUUCACCGUAGAAUUGACCAGGACCCUCUUUUAUCAGCAUCGGAGAAAUUUGAUGUUCGUACGAGAAUAUUAUUUUGAGCAUGCACAUUGAAACAAAAAAAGAAAAAACUUAAAUUGGCAUAUGGCCACAUUCUUAAUGAUGUGAUCUACUCUGCAGCUCAUUGAGCUAAAGCAGGAAAGUUAUUAUUGCAUCAGCUAUCAGCCAUAUAUUACAUCAGUUAUUCAAAGUUCUUGAUCAGUCCAUAUCUUAUCAAUGUAAUUUACUUAUUAAACACUGUAUCUAUUUACAACAUACCAUAACUUACAUGAAGUUUAUUCUAAAU